CUUUUAUUUUGAUAGUAACCGGAAAUACUGUUAGGUGGAGCCAGUGACAGCUCUUCCUUAUCAUCAUGGCUAGCUGCUGCACUCUGAAAGUAUUAACAAUUUUAACCUUUGUUUUGUUCCAUGCAUUUGUGGAAAGUAAUACAUUUGAGGCCAAAGCCGGCCAAUUCUUCAGCAGUGGUCAUACAAACAACUGGGCAGUACUGGUUUGCACAUCCAGAUUCUGGUUCAACUACCGUCAUGUUGCCAACACACUAUCCGUGUAUAGAAGUGUCAAGCGACUUGGCAUCCCAGACAGUCACAUUGUUCUGAUGCUGGCAGACGACAUGGCCUGUAAUCAUAGAAACCCUAAGCCAGCCACUGUGUUCAGCCACAAGAACAUGGAGCUGAAUGUGUACGGGGAUGAUGUGGAGGUGGAUUACCGUGGUUACGAGGUCACUGUGGAAAACUUUCUCCGUGUUCUCACGGGCAGACUGCCUCCCAGCACCCCCAGGUCCAAAAGACUACUCUCAGAUGACCACAGCAACAUCCUCAUAUACCUAACCGGCCAUGGAGGGAACGGCUUCUUGAAGUUCCAGGACUCUGAGGAGAUCAGUAACGUGGAGCUAGCUGACGCCUUUGAGCAAAUGUGGCAGAAGAGAAGGUACAGCGAGCUGCUGUUCAUCAUCGACACCUGCCAGGGGGCGUCCAUGUACGAGAGGUUCUACUCCCCCAACCUGAUGGCCCUGGCCAGCAGCCAGGUGGGAGAGGACUCCCUGUCUCACCAGCCGGACUUGGCCAUAGGGGUUCACCUGAUGGACCGCUACACUUUCUACCUGCUGGAGUUCCUGGAGGACAUUCACCCUGCCAGCACCACCAACAUGAAUGACCUGUUCAAAGUGUGUCCAAAAAGCCAGUGCGUGUCCACGCCGGGCCACCGUACCGACCUGUUCCUGCGUGACCCGGGGAGCGUCCUCAUCACCGACUUCUUCGGCAGCGUUCGCAAAGUGGAGAUCACCAUGGAGACGGUCCACCUCCCCUCUCCCAUCGAGAAGGUGGCGGAGGAGAAGAAGUACGCCGAGCCGCAGACGGAGAGCCACGCCUACGUGGACCAGCUCCCCGUGGCUGAGAUCAUCCAUCAGAAGCCCAGGCUCAGAGACUGGCACCCUCCAGAUGGCUUCAUCCUGGGCCUGUGGACCCUCAUCCUGCUGGUGUUCUUCAAGACCUACGGCAUCAAGCACCUCAAGCACAUCUUCUGAGGCCUCGGGAGGUCCAGUCCGUGGAGUUCUCUCACCGUAUUUUUUUUUUUUGCUCCAGGAUGCCAUUUUCUUUACAGAGAGGGGUGAUGGUUCUGCCUGGUGGAGUCAGGGGACGUUGGAGCUUUCUAGAAGGUUAUCUACAGACUGCCUUUUCGAAAGCACAUUUCCCAUUGUUAAUCACCCGUAACGCUUUUAAACUGGAUCAGGAAUUUGAAAUAUAUAAUAAAAAUGUUAAAAAAGACAACGUACAUGAAGGAUGUAGGCAUGCAAGCACACGGAUCCUUCUUAGUAUGGCAGCCCAAGUUGGGUGCUGUGAGCCACCCAGGGUGCAUGGUUUAUUAUGUUUUCUUUGUGUUCAAUGUUCUGUUUUGUACGAACCGCCUAUUCAAUAAUUGAUUGAAACGAAUUUGUCUGAAACGCACUGUAUCGAGUCUGCAGAUAAGAUUGUCAUUUCUUGGAGAGCAUGCCGCUCCGCAUAUUUAAAGCACCGGCCUUUUUACUAAAGUGGCACUCAGCGUCAUGGUCUCUGUGAAAAGAAUAUGUAGGGGGGGGGGAUAAGAGUCUCGAAAUGGUUUCCAUUGGCGAUGUUGUGUUGGGCAUGAUGAAACCAUCUACGUUUGCCAUUCACCAAAUUGCCCUCUCCAAGGAAUCGUCCAUUAACUCGCAGGCUGUGGACUCGGCCGAUUGGACUCUUACGAUGGACAUCCGUUUCUCACCCUUAUCCGCGAGUUAGCCUCUGCGGCGAUAAGUGAUAACCCGAGAAGUGCUGGAUGAACGACAUCUCUCACAGAGCCUCUCUGUGUUCUCCAGCUCGCAGUUUCUCAGGACUUUGCGGCAUUUGCCUGGUUGUUUGGGAAGGAGUGACGAUCAAUGCAUACGUUGUUCGCUGCUCAGCGUGGUUGCCGCCUGCCCUCCGACACUCUUUCCUCGCAGGGCAGGAAAAGAGGCUCCACACGGGACGACUGCUGGUUCUCCGGUCCGCGUCAUUAACCCUUUUGUUUCUCCCAACUCCUUUGCUGUUUGGAGCUCAUUACUUUGGUCUGCUUUGGGGGGGAUUUAACAUUUAAUAAAAAAUUAUUCCUGAUGUCUUGAUUGAAGAUGAAA
This is a messenger RNA of Osmerus eperlanus (European smelt), 2339 nucleotides long. RefSeq names its product phosphatidylinositol glycan anchor biosynthesis, class K (gene pigk). The transcript is spliced from 11 exons. Gene Ontology annotation, cellular component: GPI-anchor transamidase complex. The record is from RefSeq and is a predicted model, not a curated record. Lineage: Eukaryota; Metazoa; Chordata; Actinopteri; Osmeriformes; Osmeridae. Gene Ontology annotation, molecular function: GPI-anchor transamidase activity. Gene Ontology annotation, biological process: proteolysis; attachment of GPI anchor to protein. The coding region runs from base 66 to 1235 and encodes 389 amino acids.